GGAGGACGCGCUGUGAUUGGUCAGCGUCUCUCCUGGUUACCAGCCCUCCCUAAACGCAACAACAACACAGACGCUCCAGCAAACAGAAGGACGAUUUCAGCUGAGAAAUGUCAUGGACAGAGCUCAGGAGGAGCAGGGGAGGGAAACACUCCUCUGCCGAGGAGAAGCUGGAUGAAUAUUUAAUCAACCUGCAGCAUAAAAACAGGGCGCUGAGAAGACUGCAGAGGAAGGACCCUCGACAGGCCGAGUUGGAGCUUUUAGAGCAAGGCUUCAAUCUGUACAUCAACGGCGCUCAUGUCAGCACAGCUAAUGCGGCUCAGAACAGCAGGAAAAGCAUCCAGCCUUCAGUAGCGGCCCAUCCGCCAACACGGAGAAACACUCACACUGCAGAUUCCUCCAGAGAGAGUGGAGAGAGGUGUGCGAUAGCUCAGCAGAAACAGAGGAGCCACACAGCGCCUGAGAAAACACAGAGACGACGAUGGGUGCAGGAAUCUGUGUACAUCUGCACUGAGAAAGGAAGUAAAGUGAAGAUUUCACCAGAGCACAGAUACUCCGAUGACUUUGAGCCGUGCGAGAGUGCGGAUAUGGAGUGUGCUCGCGACGGCAGUAAAGCGUCACAUUCUGUGGGUCUGAGGUCAUGCAGCGAGCCGGAGCCUGUCGACAGGGUUCUUCUGAAUGCUGACCAGGUCAAGGCGCUGCGACGCAGCCUGGAGGUGAGCGUCAGACGCUGCAGUCCAGACUCAGCCGGAGAGGAGUCGGAGGAGGAAUGGAUCGAGGAGCAGAUCGAGAGAGAGGAGAGCAGCGACAGCCUCCCUGACCUCACACUUCCUGCCCAACCUACAAGCCAGCCAAUCAGCAAGCAGCUCAGCCAUGGUGACCUCAUCAUGCUGGAAUUCAGCCCUUCCUCACAAGGUGGGCGAAAGAUCAAACACGCUCUCUCAGCUAAAAGAAAGGACAGCGUGGAGUCGUACAUCCCCAGCAAACCAGUGACCGUCAGGAGACCGACAGAGAGAACGCCUGGAAGCAGACAGGACACGUCACGGCCAUGCAGUUGUAUAGAGCGCCCCCUGUCUGCGACUCGUAAGGUGCAGGAGGAGCGAGAUUCAGAGGAAACGGCUGCCGGUGUGUUUCAGGCCCUGCAGAGAGAGAACUCACCGCUGCAAACACCGAGGACCACGACCCGACACGCGCCGGAGGAGGAGGAGGAGGAUCAGUAUCGGGUUAACAGAGCUAUGCGGAGAAUAGCUCUCAUGGAACGCAGGCAGCAGAAGUGUUUGUUAAAGGCGUUAGAGAGGAUUGACGCUGAAGAUCAGUCUGAUCUCACUGACAGCAGCAGCUUCUCUCUGACUCAGACGGAAGCAUCUCCGCAGGUGACGCCCACUCUUUACGUUACCAUGGAGAUCCUGUCAAACUGGGGUCACCCGGGUCAGGUGGGGCUCACAGAAGUUCAGUUCUUCUGUCCACAAAAUAGCAAACUCUACGUGUCUCCACAUGACCUGGACAUACGCAACACGGACCAGCCCGGGAAUCUGGCUGCCCUCGUCAACGGAAAAACUAAAACCACAAAAGAGCGUCAUAUGUGGGCUUGUCCGUUCCACCCCCCCGUCCAGCUGUAUUUUAUCAUCAGGAAUGUGGAACGAUCUCCGAACUUCAGCAUCUCUCGGAUCAGAAUUUGGAAUUAUAACCGCAGCCUUAAUGAUCUGGACGUCGGUGCGCGACACGUUCGUUUGUAUGUGAACAGCACGCUGGUGUUCGAGGGUCAGUUGGAGAAGGGCUGUGGGAACCAGGUCUUUGACUACAGCAGCUCCAUUGAGCUCCAGGAACCACAUCUCCCAGAGUGCACCUCUCCAAGCCCUGUCUCUUCAGGACACAGUCUGCAAGACCUCAGCUCACAUGAUCCGGAGCCUCAGGAGGCGAAUGCUGGUGUUUCAGUGGUAGAAACAAGCCAGGACAAAUCUGGCCUAGUUAACCCUGGCAGAUGUGCGGCAGAAAUGCAGAGAGACUCUCUAGAAAGAGACGAGUCUUCUCCUCUGGACCUCUCGUUACCCGCCGGCCGGACGGAGACGAUGGAGACGGUGACCACGCAGCCGUCCUCCAGUCGGAUUCCACAUUGGCUCCAGGCGCCGAAUCGAACCGAAGCGCCUCGGGAACGAGAGCGUCCUCUGUGGCUCCAGGCACAAAAUACAGCCGAAUCCAAACACUCCGUGCUGCCUGACAUCUCGUGCAACCCUGUAAGUGCCUGCAAACAGGCCUCCAGCCAUAAGAGCACGCACAGGACAGUGUCUGGUGGAUUCAGUUCUGACUCGUUAGAUUCGGGACUGAAUUACAGCUUGCGGACAGAACAAGAAUCGCAUUUAGAGCAGCACUUGAGCGAUCGGUUGGACCAGGGUUUGGACCUGUGGGAUGAGCAGUUUGAGCGGACCGAGCGGCCCAUCAGUGGCAGGAGAGGUUCAGCGCGAUCUGUGAGCAAAACACAACCGGACCGCAGCGGCGAGUUCAUCACAACAGAGGAAAGCAGCCCGGGGUCCGAGCGUAACAGGAGACAGAAACCUCACUGGUGUGAACCGGAUGACCCGUUAAUGGAAUCCUGGGACUCGCUGACGAAGUUUAAUCAGUGUCAGCGCGGGCGCAUCUCCAACAUGGGGCUGGAGGGAGAUAUUUUCGACGAGUUUGUUCAGCGCCAGUCCCGUCCGACACCCGUCUCCACCCGAGACCCCUCUGCUCCGGCGCUCCCUGAUUCUGACGACCCCGAAGACGACCCUCGCGACGAGGACUUCGAGAUCCCGGUUCUCCCGCAGGGUCGCCACCUCGUCAUUAACAUCCUGUCCACGUGGGGCGACCGUCACUACGUCGGGCUCAACGGCAUCGAGAUCUUUUCCUCCAGCGGUGAGCCGGUCACACCGGUCCACAUCACGGCCGACCCGCCUGACAUCAAUAUCCUGCCGGCCUACGGGAAAGACCCACGCGUCGUUACUAACCUGAUAGACGGAGUACACCGGACGCAGGACGACAUGCACCUCUGGCUGGCCCCGUUCACACCGGGUCGCAAACACAUCAUCAGCAUGGAUCUGGGUGAGAGAUGCUGCCUGGCGAUGAUCCGUGUCUGGAACUACAACAAGUCCAGGAUCCACUCGUUCAGAGGAGCGAGAGAAAUGGAAAUGAUCCUCGACGGCCGUUGUGUCUUCCGAGGGGAGAUCGCCAAAGCUUCAGGAACGCUCUCAGGAGAAUUGGAUCAGUUCGGCGAUACCAUCCUGUUCACCACGGAUGAUGACAUCGAGGCCAUGGCGCAGUUUGAUGACACGUUCAGGGGUGAGAUGGAGAAGGGCGGGCCGGGCGAGGAGGAAGAGGAGCUGCAGCGGCCGCGGACGGCUGACGGUGAAGGAGAGGAGAGACCGUUCACACAAGCCGGCUUCAGGAAGGAGGACACGCUGAUGGAUCUGGAGCACAUCGCUGCAGCUGGAGAGGAAACAACGGGACUUUACACUGGCAGCACUCUGCAGCUGAAUCUGCUGUCGUCGUGGGGUGACCCUCACUAUGUGGGACUGACGGGGUUAGAGGUCGUUGGUAAGGGCGGUCAGAGUAUUCCUGUUGAUGUCUCUAUAGCAACAGCGUCACCCCGUGACCUCAACGACCUUCCUGAGUACAGCAGCGACCUUCGAACUCUGGACAAGUUGUUUGAUGGGAUGAACAUCACCACAGAUGAUAAACACAUGUGGCUGAUUCCCUUCACGUCCGGUUCUGAUCACACACUCACCGUGAGGUUCGCUCAGCCGCAGACGAUCGCCGGAUUCAGAAUAUGGAACUACAACAAAUCGCCUGAAGACUCUUACAGAGGGGUGAGAGUUAUGCACUUGUUCCUGGACGGUGCGUGUAUUUCACUCGGGGGGUUUCUCAUUCGCAAGGGUCCGGGGAAUUGCCACUUUGACUUUGCACAGGAGAUUCUGUUCAUAGACUACCUACAGUCCGCCCAUAACAGAUCGCUCACUACAACCGGCAAGAACACAGAGGACACGCACGCUCACUGGGGUGGGAACCGGAGAGAUGAGUUGGCCAGUAUGGACUAUGAGGCUCCAUUGAUGCCAUGCGGAUUUAUCUUCCAGCUGCAGUUGUUGACGACGUGGGGCGACCCGUACUACAUCGGCCUUAAUGGACUGGAGUUCUAUGACCAGAACGACCAGAAGAUCCCGCUCAGUGACAACAUUUUCUUUAACAAUUUCAUCGCUGCGUUCCCUGAUAGCGUGAAUGUCGAUAACGUGUGUGGUGACGUCCGCACACCUGAUAAACUGAUAGAUGGGGUCAAUAACACGCACGACGGGCAACACAUGUGGCUCGCACCGGUGCUGCCUGGACUGGUGAACCGUGUCUAUGUCAUCUUUGACCAGCCGAUGACGGUUUCCAUGAUUAAAUUAUGGAAUUAUUCCAAAACACCUCAGCGAGGAGUCAAAGAAUUUGGGCUCUUAGUCGAUGACCUGUUAGUGUAUAACGGGGUUUUAGAGUGUGUGAAGAACGUUUCGCGGGGAAUUCUGCCAACGCUGGAUCCCGUCGUUCCUUACCACACCAUACUGUUCACAGACAACACGCAAAUCACACACUGAGAGAAGAGCACAAUCAUCAGCAACCAUGUGGAGUACCAGGAUGUGAAACUGACCAAUGAGAACCAGAUCAUUCACCAGCACAAGAAGAAACAGACAGCUGACCCAGCUCUGCGGCCCAAAACCUGCAUGACGGACGGACGGAGACACGGAAAGCAGCGAUACUGAGAUAAAU
This is a messenger RNA of Cyprinus carpio (common carp), 4767 nucleotides long. Its product is annotated as katanin-interacting protein-like. The record is from RefSeq and is a predicted model, not a curated record. Lineage: Eukaryota; Metazoa; Chordata; Actinopteri; Cypriniformes; Cyprinidae.